This is a messenger RNA of Hippocampus zosterae (dwarf seahorse), 1397 nucleotides long. It is a transcript of the gene ankrd10b, whose product is annotated as ankyrin repeat domain 10b. Gene Ontology annotation, molecular function: protein binding. The transcript is spliced from 6 exons. NCBI's taxonomy places the organism in Eukaryota, Metazoa, Chordata, Actinopteri, Syngnathiformes, Syngnathidae. The record is from RefSeq and is a predicted model, not a curated record. Bases 167 to 1159 code for a protein of 330 amino acids.
UCUCGUUCGAGGUCUCUCAAGUUUCACUCGACAGUGUGCUUUGUGUUGUCAGGCAGAAAGACAUACAAUAGACAACCGGAGUGCCGUGGUACCUGCUCGCACACUCACUUCAUUUUUUUACCUUUCCUUCCGUCCGUCGUGUGUACACUUAUACGUUUUCUUAACUAUGUCGGUGGGGUGCGAGUCUGGAUUCUCGAGCGAGGAGGUUUUAAACAGCCGCUUCCCUCUCCACCGGGCGUGCAGAGAUGGAGAUGUCGGCGCCUUGUGCUCCUUCCUUCAGGCAACCACGAACCCGGCUGACCUCACCGUGGAGGACACCUUCUACGGCUGGACGCCCAUACACUGGGCAGCUCAUUUCGGAAAGCUGGAGUGCAUGAUGCGUCUGGUACAAGUAGGCUGCGGCGUCAACAUUGUGACCUCCAAGUUUGCCCAGACGCCAACUCACAUUUCAGCAUUUGGAGGCCAUCCCCAUUGCUUGUUAUGGCUCCUACAAGCUGGUGCAGACAUUAAUAGACAGGACUAUGUGGGCGAGACGCCCAUCCACAAGGCUGCACGUGCGGGCAGUCUGGAGUGCAUCAACGCUCUCCUGGUGCAGGGAGCAAAAGCUGAUGUACGGAAUGCCAGUGGGCUGACCGCUGCCGACCUGGCCCACGCGCAGGGCUUCCAGGAGUGCGCUGAGCUUCUCUCCAAUGCCCAGAACUUUCAACAAAACAUGGCUCAGUUCCAUAAUGGGGCCUUUCUUAAUGGCACCAGCCAGAAUGGGGGCCACGUUCACCCCACUAUCCAGGGCCGCAGCUUCUUCAAGGGCAUACCCAACAGAAAGAGGUCAUUCGAUGACCAGGAAAUCAACCCAGUCAAGAAAGCAAGACCUAAUGGUCUGUGCAUGCCGGUUGAACUGCAGAACGGCAAUGGGCCACUGGUCGGUGCUGGAGAGUCCCCAAUGGAAAGCAUGGAGCUGGCGUCUGCUGUGACCUCAGUGUCAGUGGGCAUUUCCUCACUCGGUCACUGUCAACCGCAGCUUCCCUUCCAGCGCGAUUCGACUGCAGUCUACAGGGGGUCGCCCGAGAUCAGCCAAGUGGAGCACCAGAAGUCUGUUAAAGCGGAGCAGUUGUACGACAACACCUUCUUCAGCACCAUGCUCCUCUACCAUGGAGCCUAAAGUUUGAGGAGCAGGCUGUUAGCCUCACAUUUCUUCAUUUGCCUUGAAAGCCAUUGAGUGGUUUUCCGCUAGUUAAUGGAAGCAUUUCCUUUUGCGAAGGGCAGGCCCAGUGUGGCUGUUUUCUGUUUAUGUGACGCUUGAAGAAUUUUGGUCCUGGUUUGUUAAAGUGAUUGUUGUUUGUAACCUUCUAUCUUCGUAAGAUGGCAUCUUUAUUAAAAAGCACUGCCAACGUUCAAAA